AUGCGCUACACAGAUCAAGCCAUAGCAGCUGAUGAGCUGCACGUUAAAACAGACGGAUCCGUGCCCAUGGAUGCUAACCUCGACAUGAACGAGCAUUCGAUCUGUAAUUUGACGUACGACGAUAGCUCUUUGACAUGUGCUGUCCCUGCCGGUUGGGUGAAGGAUGAAAUCCGUCAAUCAUCAUCAAGAUUGCAACACGACAUCGACGCUGUGCGCAAGAUGAAAGGUCCUCGUGGUGAUCGGGGAUUGGGAUGGCUUAGCGGAGGUGAUAUGCCACUGAACUCUGUAGGGAGAAACGGUGACUUCUAUGUGGACGCAACCACGCUCAUCUUGUACAAGAAAUUCAGCUCGGAAUGGAAGGCUUUCGGUCGGCUUCAUAGAUCAAGAGAUGAAGCUGGUCCACGUGGAGAACGUGGAUUGAUCGGUCCUCAAGGUGAGACUGGACCUAGAGGAGCUGAUGGACAAGGUGGUGAGCGCGGUCAAAAAGGUGAUCAAGGAAUACCUGGUCCAGAAGGUCCCAGAGGUAAAGUUGGACCACGUGGAGAACGUGGAUUAGUGGGUCCUGAAGGUGAGAUUGGACCUAGAGGACAAGAUGGGCAAGACGGCUCACAAGGUGAACGUGGUGUCCAAGGUGAUCAAGGAACCAUAGGCCCCGUCGGUCCCCAAGGAACCAUCGGUCCAACCGGUCCUCCAGGAAAAAGAGGUCCCGUGGGCCCCCAAGGAACCAGAGGUCCCGUGGGUCCGCAAUCAAGUCAGAACCUAUCCGAUCCGUUUCAUCUACUACCUUACAUUCGGAGAAACGCCUACCUCUACAUAUACUCUCAUCCUAGCAGAUUUGAAUCCGUCAUCAGGGUGAGGAGAAACAAGUACAGAGGUGGAAAUCUCGUUGCCUUGAACGACAAGAGAAUCAUCGUGAACGGCAUCGACAUGUUCCGAGACGGUCACUUCUACCUCAACAUUUCACAACACGAGCAAGUUUCCAUUAGAGAACGAUUCGUCAAUCUGUUUCACGACAACAUGUCUUUUGCAAUGUUCCAAGUCAUUCAAGUGGACGCACCUGACCCUAGAAACAUGGCGUUGAAGGCAUUCGACAUCGAUACUGUCGGAAAUUUCACCUUGGAUAGUUUGUACGUGUUGUUCACUGCCACCCACAUAAGUGGCAACUACUUCACGGGUUCCGGCUCUUCAUCAUUCAACCUACCCGUUUCGUCUUUAACAAACCAAUUAUCGGUUGCUUUGGAUAAGCCUGUGUCGAGCAUGACGGAUCUCUUGGGUACAAAGUGUGUCAUAAGUUACGCUCGGAAUUCAGAACGCCUAUUCACUCUAUACGUAAACUCCAUUUUGAUACAUUCCAACUUGGACACGGAUCCAUUUUCCAGAACCAAUGGAAUCGAAGAUUGCGAUUACCGCAUUGGUGGUACUCAAUUCUUCAACGGCACUACGUCAAAGUUGUUCUGUCAUUUGCACUUUGUCGAGAGUUUAUCUUCUCACACAAUCCAGGGCAUCCACACAGAACUCAUGGCACACUACAAUAUCUGA
Molecule: messenger RNA, 1539 nt
Organism: Sycon ciliatum
Lineage: Eukaryota; Metazoa; Porifera; Calcarea; Leucosolenida; Sycettidae
Exons: 1
Coding region: 1-1539 (512 amino acids)
Cellular component (GO): extracellular matrix
Source: RefSeq, a predicted model, not a curated record